Spirodela intermedia is the source of this 6563-nucleotide messenger RNA. Lineage: Eukaryota; Viridiplantae; Streptophyta; Magnoliopsida; Alismatales; Araceae. The record is from the annotation of a GenBank genome assembly.
AUGCGAGAAGCGGAAGUGAAGAUCGAGGGAGGGGGAGUGGAGGAAGGAGAAGGAGAGGAUGAGGCAGGAGGAGGCGGCGAGGGAGAAGAAGCUCCUACGCACCUGCCAUUUGCCCCGUCCACCGAGGUUUUGUUUGCUUCGUCUCUAUACCAGUGUCUCCAUUUUCGACUUCUCUCUUCUCCCCCGCCACCCUGUGUGUCUCGGAACUCAUACGUCGAACUGGGAAACAUUUCAAUUGGAGGUUAUGCUGAUAGAAUCUUUCAUGGCUGGAUUAAGUUAUUUCCUGGUGUUUUCUAGCUCCUGGUUGGUAGAGGUACGAUAUUGUUUCUGGAUUUUUGUGGGGUGUGAUGAUGGAAAAGGUGUGCUUGGGUGAUUUUUUCCCACGGUCUCAUCGCCUUCCCAUUGAUGUUUUCUUUUCCGUAUCAUCGAGCGGUUGAAUUCCAUGGUUAUGUGCGUAGGGAAAACAAUGGAACAGUUACAGUGGGGAGCGCCUUCAUUUCUCUGGGAAUAUGUUACUGUGCAUUUUCUUGUUGUCGUUAUUUCACAAUACUGGAGAAAAUCAAUGCUAAUGGAGUUCAGCUUCAAUCUCUCGACGCCCACGCCCUCUUAAUUAUCCUCAUGUGCUUUGGAUAACCGGUGCUUACAAUUAGAAAAGUGAUCAUGUUGGUAAAGUAAAAUUUGCCUGUCAAUCCAUAUGGGGGCUUUCCAAAAUUGUGUGCCUAGAUUGAAUACUCAAUUCUACUUCAGAACACGAGGGUUCCUUCUUUUCGGCAUUUCUACUAGGGACAGAUCAUCCCGUAAUGGCUGCAUCUGAGCGUGUCUUUCUAUCCAGAGUUGAAAACAAAAAUGUAUCCCGCUGGUUUUUCAAUUCGGAACCCUGUGUUGCUAGCUAAAUAUAUCGCACAGACACUUUAACGCCAUCUUCAAUGCUGCAUCGUCUUUUAGGAGCUGUUAUCUUUUACAGAUAUCAGCAACAACUGCGUUAAUCUUUCUUUUGUAGUUUUUUUAUUCCCUGGAUUCUGAUUUUUUUUUUCAAAUAAAAAAAUGCUGAUCCCAAUCUUACUUUCUAUCAUGCAGUUAUCUGGCACUUCUACUACAGUAGAUCCCAGCUAUAUUAUCUCUCUUAUACGAAAACUUUUACCUAGUAAUGUGAGGCCAGAAAUUUCUUCUGAAAGUAUUCACAAUGAGAAUACAUCUGUUGAGGAAUCUGAAGUAAGCCAUCCAGGAUUAUGUACUAAGGAUAUUUCUCUUUCCGCCUGGGGUGAUGAAAUGAUAUCAAAGAUUGAACAACUGCGAAAAAUUGGUGACAGCAUUGGAGUUUCAGGGCAUCCUGGACCGUUGGUAGUAGAAGAUGUUUGGGAAGACUGUGGCUGCAUUAUUUGGGACCUUGCUGCAAACAGAGAACAUGCGAAAUUCAUGGUAUCAUAUCUGCUCUCUAUUCUUGUUCUUUCCUAAUCAGUGUAUUAUUCAUUGUCAGUUAAAAUAUUUUAAUGAUCAGUCUUACCUAGAAUUUUCUGAUUUGAUGCCUUUGGUUGUUUUUGUAUAGUUUAAACACUCAUAUUUAAAUAUGAUUUGAACAUUGUUUUAAGAAUCUCUUCAUUCAAGGAAUCUUUGUAUCUCUUUCAAGAAGAGAUAUGCUAAGACCCUUCCUUUUAGUCUCUUUCCUCCCGCUAGUUGUUGGAAGGCAACUGCGUUUUUAUAAUGAUUUCUGAGGGUUUUAGUAUUAUUAAUCAUAUAAUCCAAUGUCACGAAGCAUUUAGAUGGUAUUGUGAUGCUUCAAUCCUUUAACUUUCAAUGAUAUAGAUGAACUUUCAUGCAAAAAUGUAGAUGAACUUUCAAGCAAAAGUGCGGCAGUUUAACAACUCUAAAAGAAAAAGCAAUACUUGGGCUACUUUUGUUUUAGUCUUUACAAUAAAAAAGUUUGAAUUGGAGGAACUACGAAUCAAAUAAGACUUGUUUUGGACUGCAAACAGUUACCUGCCAUGGUAAUUAUCGUUUUUUUUUAAAAUUCAUCUUUAAAAAUGUUUCUCAUUUACGUGUAUCAGACAUUUAUGUCAAUUAUUUUUUGAAAGUGUAAAGAAUUUUAUCGUUUUAUCCGAAUUAAUAGUUUCUACCUGUUGUCGUGAUGUACUUAAUAACCUGUAUAUUUUACAUGUCUACAGAUAUGUCCCCCUGUAUCUUUUAUUUUUCGUGUCUACAUCAGUAUGUCUAGAACCUCCUAGGGAUCUGGUAUAAAUACUGGAUCCCGCUCUCCUUGUAAGGUGAGUUUCUUGAUCAAUAAAGAAUUGGUUCUUCUUCCAAGAGUGCUGGGCGCCUAUCAGAGCUCCAGACCAUGUGUUAUCCCGACUACACUACCCUGAUCAUCUAACUUGGCGUAUUGAAUUCCUCUCUGGAUAGAAUCAGGUUUAAAUGUUUUUGAUCAGGAACUGAUACGCCCUACAAUGCAUUAAACUGACUGUAUUCAACCCCUUUCUGCUAUAUGUAAUUUUCUUUCUAAAAGUUUCAUUUCAAUCUUUUGAAGUAUUUUAAUCCCCAUUUGAAUUAUAUUGCUUAAUUGGAGGUCUGCUCAUAAUUUGGGACAAUUCAUUUGAACCAGAUAUAAUAACCCAUUUUCAAUAUGUGUGCAGGUGGAUAAUUUCUUACUAGAUGUGCUUUUAAUGACUCUUUCUGUUUCCAAGUCUGCUAGAGUCACAGUAAGCUACUGCAUACACCGGUUGCCUAUGUAACUUUAUCUGUUUCACACUGGUGACAUAUACUUUAACGAUUGAAGAGUGUAUUUUUAUUGUAUCAUGAUAUUAAAGCUAUUGUUAACGUUUUCAACUAUUUUCACACUGACAAAAGGAUUUCCUCAGCCAAUUUCUAAGAUAAAUAGCAACAUCGGAUUUACUCCAUUUAAAUUAUACAAUGUUUUUAUUUCUGUUCAACGAGAGACCAUAUCUAUUUUUGCCUUUUGAAAGACAAAAAAACAAUGCUUCUUAUUCCUGACAGUAAAAUCUAUGCAAGACAGCCACUGCGGAUGAUGUUGUUGAAUCAUCUCAACUACAACAAGAGCUGAUAAACUUCGUUCAAGAUUUUUUCCUUGGCACCUCUUCAUGGUUUUAUUGAUCUGUACAUUAUAAUUGCAAUAUUUUUUUGGAAUUUGUCUUAGUAAUCUCAAAUUUUUCCUCUUUCUUAUUUAAAGAUUUUUACAAUCCAUUUAAAUGUUUUUUGUCCAGUAUCAGUGUGCUUUUACAUAUGAAACAAUUCAUCAGCUAGUUUUUCAUGUGUUUCUAUUUUAUAGGAAAUUUGCCUCGGGAUCAUCGGGAAUCUGGCUUGCCAUGAUGUUCUUAGAAAUGCCAUCAACUCUACUCCUGGUUUGGUUCAAACUGUUGCUGAGCAAUUAACUCUGAAUGACACUGCCUGCCUUUGCGAAUUAUGCCGGUAAUGAUUGAUAAAAUGCUUUCCUUAAUGGGUAGUGUAGAUGUAUUGAUUUAGAACUGAGAAAUGCUAGAUGCCUUAAUUUUCGAGGCAUCUACUCCCUGUGACAAACCUGACACUAUGCACUUCUUGUUCAUCAAAACCAACAUUUCCUGCUAAGUUCACAUUCUACCAGCAAUUUUGGUGAUGAUGGCUGCAGUCGCAUACUAUUUUGGACUAAUGCCUCUAGUUCUGGGAUGCUGAUGAUUGCCCGUCUAGUUGUCUGAAAACGUUGAUAAUUACAUCUGGUCAGCUCCCCUUUCCUGUUGCAUUUGCGAAGAUUUAUGAGAGAGUAGAACAAUGUUUUGUGUGUAUCAAUGUUGGUGUACCUUACCAUCAUUAAAAUGUUACCAUAUUGAGUAGCGUCUAUGAUGCAAACGGAUUUUAGUCUUGAAUUCGGAGAUUCCGAAUUUUGGUAGUUUUAAAGUAAUUUACAUCAAUUUUCAGGUUGUUAACCAUUAGUCUCCAAGGCGAAUACUUUAUUUCAUGGGUUGAAGCGCUGUCCCCUGAGUAUGUUCUCCAGCGCGUUCUAUGGAUUGCAGAAAACACAUUAAAUUUGCAGUUACUAGAAAAGGUAAAGUUUGCAUUCACACGUAGGAUAUGUUAUAUAAAUAUUGCAUACUGUCGACCAUUUGAAGAAGUGUUGUAUUACACUUGGGAAAACAGUUUUCUGAAUGACUGUUCUUAUUAGUUUGUCUGUCAUCCAAAUUCACUGGUUAACCAUCGCAUUCGAGCUGUAGCGCUGUUUGUUAAAACACUUGAAAAUAUUUUUGGGUUAUUCUUCACCGUUUCUCUUGUCUGAACUAAAAAGUUUUCAUUUUUCUAUGAACAAUGCUGGUUUUCUGUGGACAGGUCAUGGAGCUAUUGUUAGCCGUUGUCAGUCGUGAAGAAGUGGCUAACAUUCUUCUUCCGUCUUUAACAAAGUUGGGGUUGUCAGAUCUUUUUGUCUCUCUAUUAUCAUGUGAGGUGAGCAGACAAAGAGAUGAGCACAAGCUUGAAAGGUAAUAAAACUUUUAUACAUUGAAUAAGCAGAAUAUGUUUAUCUUCAUUCCUGAGCCACAUCUCCUAGCUAUCCUAAAGACUCGGAAAAGUCCCUUCCUUUUUCUUCAGAUAGCAAUGUACUUCUUGUUGCAUCCAUUCUGUGCUUAGACUGAUUUCAUUCUUUUACAGAAAUAUGUUUUAACUACCUACAUAGUUUAUUCAAUUUUGGGGCCAAUGUGGAGUCAAUAUCAUAUUUAUUCAGAACUGCUUUAUUUUCUUGAUUGAUGUCAGCAUAUUCUUUAAAAUUUUGGAAUCAUGAAAGGAAUAGUAAAACACUACCAUGAUUUACAUUUUAGAAGUAUUUCAGUGAAAUAACAGGAUAAAGGAGAUAACUCUUCUUCCCAUCUGUCGCCUAAAAUAUAAACCUUUAUGAACCAAUAACAAACAAGUAUGAAUCAUCAAUCUUCAGUUUGGGCUAACCUACAGGUAAACAGGGCAUUGCGUUUUAAAUAAAGAAAGAAAUAAUCAUCCCACGAUACAAAAGAAGGACAAUGAUGUCUACUAAUGUCGCAUCAUCUUCCAAGGUUUGCCACUGUCCCAUCUAGAGAGCAAUUAGGAAACGGCUGUCAUGAUUAUCUUUGAAUAAUUGUUUAUACAAACUUUAUGAUAUAAAAACGUGGAUGAGAUUGCUAUAUAAACAAAUAAAUACGUGUGUAUACUAAUUACGAAUAUUUGAGAUCUAGAGAGAGGGUUAGUACAGUGGAGUGCUGAGAAAGGUGGGCGCUUUUCUUUUUCUUUUUGGGUCAUUACUCCUCUGGAAAUCCCAUCUUUUUCUCUACUUUUUCUCGAGUAGAUGAUAUCAUGGGUCAGACCCUCAUCAUUUCCCAAAAAUCAUCUCAGGGUAUCUGUUAUGGAUCUUAUUCUUCAAUCAAUUGAAGUACUUUCAACAGUCGACCAUUACUCGCAGCAGAUCUCUUCCAAUGAACAGCUCUUGAAGCUACUUUCUGGCAUUGUCAAGCAUCCUGACAAAGAUGAGGUAUUGGAAUUAUUUCCCUGAAAGUAUGAGCAUACUUAAAAUCAGCUGUAUCUCUGGAUAAUACAAAUCAUUUUCACCAGGUCGGCAGCUGUUGCGGAACUUCCGUGGUCAUAAUUGCAAACAUUCUCAUGGACGUGUCAGAUCUUGCGCUGGAGCUUUUCCAGGGUAUGAACGCCUCCAUUUCUCUUUAUCUGAUCAUCAAGAUUAUCAUUGGCCUGGACCAGACUCAGACCAAUGGAUCUCUGACUCACAUGAGAGUAACCGGGCUGGGCCCGUUUCCCUUUUUGAGCUUGGUAUGAACUCCAUUGCUUUAGCUGUUCAUCAAGAUUAUCAUUGGGCUGGACCGGACUCAGACCUCAUGAUCUCUGUCCCUACCAAGGGAAAAGCCCGGAAUGUGGGCUGUAGGCUAGUCCCUUAUUAGAGGGGGGAAAGGGCUACAGAAGGGCUCGCAGGAGAGGAACCGGGCUGGGCCCGUUUCCCUUUCUGAGCUUGGUAUUCAACCAGUCAGCACAGCUGGGCAGGGCUUUCGUGGAUCACUGUGGAAGAUAAUUUACUAAGUUGCCCAUCAAAACUUGAUUGUUGCAGAUAUCCCCUUCUUCCGAGGGUUGCUUGAGACUCUCCCUUUUGUGGCCAGCGAUCCACCAGCAAGGGGAGCACUGUGGAGCAUCCUUGCUCAGCUGCUCCUGCAGGUUAAGAAGAACACCACAAGCCCAUCAGCUCUGCAACCAUAUUCAUCGGUUCUAUCAGAGAAAGCAUAUCUGAUUGGAGACCACCUCGACAGCCUCUCAGUGGAGGAUCAUGGGGAGGAUUUCAACGCCACCAAGUUGGCUGUAUCCUUUUUUGGAAUCUCCAACAAAAAAAAAAAAAAAAAAAAAAAAAACCCUUCUUCAGGAGAAUAUCUCCCCCAUCUCACUCUCAUAUUUAUCUAUUAAUGGUUUUUUAUUUCUCAUUUAUUUUCUGCCUUUGACCUUAACAGACUUCUCAGCUGACCCAGAUCGCCACUACCUUGCAGGGAUCCAAGUCAUCAGUUGACAAUGAAAGGGUUGAAUCUUUGUUGUGUUACUGCUAUAAAUUCUCCACUUUCUCAUGA